Messenger RNA from Phyllotreta striolata, 600 nucleotides. NCBI's taxonomy places the organism in Eukaryota, Metazoa, Arthropoda, Insecta, Coleoptera, Chrysomelidae. The record is from the annotation of a GenBank genome assembly.
AUGCAAACAUGCUCGUCAAGAACCCAAACCACGCCGACAAGAAGACCUCAGUCCACUCCGCGCGCCACUCCUACCAGACCUGGUACCGAUCGAAUUCGCCAAUCUCCCAGAAGAGGGGCUCCUGAGCGAUCAAUUCCUGCUCCAGCGGUGGCGAUGAACGCGGUGAGAGCGGGAACCAGCGGUAACGACAUUAGAAUAAACAUUUAUCUGACUCUGAGAUUACCAGAAAAAUUCCUGGGCCAGGAGGUGAUUGAAGAGAACGAGGAAUACGUUGGAUUGGCUCCGGAUGGUCCAUCGGAUUGUCUCGCACAAGUUUAUGAUGCAGUUCCGAUUGAUCGAACUCGACAAAGUAAACGAUGUGGUGCUGCAAGAAGAGUAGGUCAAAGACCAUCUUGUACUGCUAGGUACGUUCCAUCAGUAUCGAGUAGAUUCAAUUCCAGUGUGCCUAGAUCUCAUCAGAGUUGCUGCGUGGAUGAAAGGAGAUUGGAGGAAAUCGAUUCGGUGAUGAUGAAAGAGUGCACCGGCUUCGAUCGAGCGACAUUCGAGGAUUUGGAUGAUGAUGAUUUAGGGUCUUGUGGUCGCGGAAGAAGUUGCUGUUGA